Molecule: messenger RNA, 165 nt
Organism: Pediculus humanus corporis (human body louse)
Lineage: Eukaryota; Metazoa; Arthropoda; Insecta; Psocodea; Pediculidae
Exons: 2
Coding region: 1-165 (54 amino acids)
Source: RefSeq, a predicted model, not a curated record
AUGAAUCUACAAAGACAAUGUCAAUCAAAUAAAAAGGAAAACAUUCCAGGAAACGGAUUUACACUUUUCAGUGGAAAAGACAUGGUUAGAAACAAGCAUAUUCAACGAACGGAUAUAGUGCAACCCGUCCCAAUUAUAAUUACGGCAAUGAAACUUACAACGUGA